Messenger RNA from Anoplopoma fimbria (sablefish), 1743 nucleotides. It is a transcript of the gene sgce, whose product is annotated as sarcoglycan, epsilon. Gene Ontology annotation, cellular component: membrane; sarcoglycan complex. The coding region runs from base 98 to 1348 and encodes 416 amino acids. The record is from RefSeq and is a predicted model, not a curated record. The transcript is spliced from 11 exons. NCBI's taxonomy places the organism in Eukaryota, Metazoa, Chordata, Actinopteri, Perciformes, Anoplopomatidae.
AGGAAGGAAUGCUGCAGGAUGCUUAUUAUCAUGGCUGUCAAACCCAGUGGCGACUAGACCAAAAAAAACACCCGAUUUUGAUGCGAGAUUCUCGAGGAUGAUGUGCGACAUGUCCGCAGCAGCUGUCCUGGUGUGGCUCGUGGUCACCAUCUUGUCAAGAUCACAUGCAGAUCGUAACGUCUACCCAUCUGCAGGAGUGCUGUUCGUCCAUGUUCUGGAGAGAGAGCACUUCAAAGGAGAGUUUCCUCCCUACCCAAAGUCAGGAGAUGCCAGCAGUGACCCGAUCACUUUCAACACCAACCUAAUGGGCUACCCCGACCGGCCAGGCUGGCUGCGCUACAUCCAGAGGACCCAGCACAGCGACGGAGUGCUCUAUGGCUCCCCCACCGCAGACCAUGUUGGCAGGCCCUCCAUCAUAGAGAUUACGGCCUAUAACAGACGCACUUUCGAGACGGCGCGGCACAACUUGGUCGUAAACAUCAUGGCCACAGAAGAGUUCCCUCUUCCCUAUCAGGCGGAGUUUUACAUCAAAAACAUGAACGUGGAGGAGAUGCUGGCCAGCGAGGUGCUGGGUGACUUCCUGGGAGCGGUGAAGAACGUGUGGCAGCCUGAGCGCCUCAACGCCAUCAACAUCACCUCGGCGCUGGACCGCGGCGGCCGUGUGCCCCUGCCAAUCAACAACCUCAAGGAAGGAGUGUACGUGAUGGUUGGCGCUGAUGUUCCCUUCUCGUCGUGCCUGCGGGAGGUGGAGAGCCCACAUAACCAGCUGCGCUGCAGUCAGGAAAUGGAGCCCGCCAUCAGCUGUGACAAGAAGUUCAGAGCUCAGUUUGACAUUGAUUGGUGCAAAAUCUCUCUGGUUGACAUCAACAAAGUGGUCCCGGUGUACAUUACCCGUCCCGACCCGGGCACCGGGAUCCUGCCUGAAUUCGGGGAAUACAACCCCCCCUCUGAGACUCUGAUGGGUCGGAACUACUUUUCAGAUUUCCUAAUCACUCUGGCUGUCCCCUCGGCUGUGGCAGUAGUCCUCUUCUUCAUCCUCGGCUACACUAUGUGCUGCAGACGGGAAGGGGUGGAAAAAAGAAACAUGCAAACACCAGACAUCCAGCUGGUUCACCACGGCUCCAUCCAGAAGUCCACCAAGGAGCUGCGGAGCAUGUCUAAGAACCGGGAGAUCUCCUGGCCCCUCUCCACCCUGCCCGUCUUCAACCCAGUCAGCGGCGAGGUGGUGCCGCCCAUCCACCCGGACAACUAUGAGACCACCAGCAUGCCCCUCAUGCAGACACAGACGAAUCUGCAAAACCAGAUUACGAUACCACAGCAACGGCCAUCAGGUAAAUGGUAUUCCUGAGGAGAGAAAGGUGGCCGAAGCACUGGAUUUGUGACCAGAGACGACUGGUGUCAGAGCUGACUCUAAUUUCAUAUCUAUAUCUUUGUUUUUUCUAACAUUUGUGCCAAUCUGCAUGCCUCAGACGUGUCUUUACAAAGUUUUAUCGUUCAUAUUAAUUUACACCUUGAAGAGUGAGUGUGGAAGAGAACAAAAGAGCUUAGCUGAUUAUAAAAAAAAAAAAGAAACACAUUAGAAUAUUUUGAAAUAUUUGUAAAUGUCAAACUAUGUUUGGAUUUCUACUUGCUUUGCACAAUGAACCUCUUAGAGGAAAAGGGAGUUUUAUAUGGAAAUGCUUUAGUGGUCAUGUGUUAUUAAUUAUAUGUUAUGUGUCACAUGAUAACAAUAAAAUCUUUUAA